This is a messenger RNA of Dipodomys spectabilis (banner-tailed kangaroo rat), 5756 nucleotides long. RefSeq names its product translocation associated membrane protein 2 (gene Tram2). Gene Ontology annotation, biological process: protein insertion into ER membrane; SRP-dependent cotranslational protein targeting to membrane, translocation. Bases 72 to 1184 code for a protein of 370 amino acids. The transcript has 11 exons. Gene Ontology annotation, cellular component: endoplasmic reticulum membrane. NCBI's taxonomy places the organism in Eukaryota, Metazoa, Chordata, Mammalia, Rodentia, Heteromyidae. The record is from RefSeq and is a predicted model, not a curated record.
GGGCUGGCGAAGUUUGCGCUGCGGCGGGGGAGCGCGGGUGCGGGCCCCGCCGGCCGCGCGCGCCCGCUGCCAUGGCUUUCCGCAGGAGGACGAAAAGUUACCCGCUCUUCAGCCAGGAGUUCGUCAUCCACAACCACGCGGACAUCGGCUUCUGCCUGGUGCUGUGCGUCCUCAUCGGGCUGAUGUUCGAGGUCACAGCCAAGACUGCCUUCCUAUUUAUUUUACCUCAGUAUAAUGUUAGUGUGCCUGCAGCAGACAGUGAGACGGUGCAGUACCACUACGGCCCGAAGGACCUGGUCACCGUCCUGUUCUACAUCUUCAUUGCCAUCAUCCUGCACGCUGUGGUUCAGGAGUACAUCUUAGAUAAAAUCAGCAGACGGCUCCAUCUCUCCAAGGUCAAGCACGGCAAGUUCAACGAGUCCGGACAGCUGCUUGUCUUUCAUGUCAGCUCGGCGCUGUGGUGCUUCUACGUGGCGCUGACGGAAGGAUACCUGACCAACCCGAGAAGCCUCUGGGAGGACUACCCGCACGUGCACCUCUCCUUCCAGGUGAAGUUCUUCUACCUUUGCCAGAUGGCCUACUGGCUGCACGCACUGCCAGAGCUCUACUUCCAGAAGGUGCGCAAGGAGGAAAUUCCCCGGCAGCUCCAGUCCAUCUGUCUGUACCUGGUCCACAUAGCUGGAGCGUACCUCUUGAACCUGAGCCGCCUGGGCCUGCUGCUGCUGCUCCUGCAGUACUCCACCGAGUUCCUCUUCCACAUGGCUCGACUCUUCUACUUCGCAGAUGAGAACAACGAGAAGCUGUUCAGCGCCUGGGCCGCUGUGUUCGGCAUCACGCGCCUCGGCAUCCUCACCCUCGCCGUGCUGGCCAUCGGCUUCGGACUGGCUCGUGUGGAAAACCAGGCAUUUGACCCUGAGAAGGGGAACUUCAACACCUUGCUCUGCAGGCUGUGUGUGCUGCUGGUGGUGUGUGCUGCCCAGGCCUGGCUCAUGUGGCGAUUCAUCCACUCCCAGCUGCGGCACUGGCGGGAGCACUGGAACGAGCAGAAUGCCAAGCGGAGAGUUCCAGCGGCUUCCAGGCUGCCAGCCAGGCUGCUCAAGAGGGAAUCUGGUUACCAUGAAAAUGGAGUCGUGAAGGCAGAGAACGGAACCUCCCCACGGACUAAGAAACUCAAGUCUCCCUAAGGCCAAAGUGCUGCGACCAGGAAUCCUCUGGGUGUGGGUCUCGGGAGGAGGGGCGGCCACUGCCCCCGCCCCACCCGCCCCACCUCCACCGGCAGAACCUCCUGUCUUCAGACGGGGCUUCUCUCUCACUCCUCGGCUUUCUCUUCUUUUUCUUCUUCUAUAAACCGUUCUCAAUAAAGCCAAAAAUCUCCCUCUCUUGCUCAGUCGGGCCACCUCUGCCUUGCCUCUGUCCUGUGUGGGUUUUCUCCUUGCAGCCUGGAUUUCCCAUGGAAUCUUUCUCUGUCCUCUUCUUCCGCUUCCUCCACGGCUGCUGCUUUUCCUCCUCAUUCGCACGCGCAGUUUUUCUCUGUGUGAUUCUUACGAUGGACGGGCGCCGAGACCGCGGUCCUGGCCGUCGAUCGCGGGUCUGUCGCUCUGCAGCCCGCACCGAGGCACCGCGGCACACCGCGCCUCACCUCGGCCGGGCACCUCGGCCAGGCACGUCCUCCUCUUGCGGACGGCAGGAGCAGCAGAGGCCGGCCCUCUUGGAUCAUCGUCUUCUUGGUGCUGAUAGACUGAUGAGAUGCAUGAUUCCGGUUCUCUGCCUGGCGCCCCGAGGCACAGCCUCCACCCUCGGGCAUGCCUGGACACGGCAGCUUGGCCGAGAAAGGACAGUGUUAACCCCGCUGGUCCCGCGGCUCCCCACAGCUCACAGAGCAGCGCCCCGAAACCAGCCUCCCGCGCUCAGAGGACACGUCUUCCCACGUCUAGAGCAAGAGCAACGUGUUGAGCAGUAGGCUGGUCCAGAAAGAUGAUGCGCUGGGGGUGCUGUGGGAGCCAGGCUGGGCUUGUCCUCAGCCAUGCCAGUUGCUCCUGCAUCAGCCGCUCGCCAGAGCCCACCAGAGCCGGCGCCAGCCGCUCACCAGAGCUCACCAGAGCCCGCGCCCCCGCCAGCCGCUCGCCAGAGCCCGCGCCCCCGCCAGCCGCUCGCCAGAGCCCGCGCCCCCGCCAGCCGCUCGCCAGAGCCCGCGCCCACCCUCCACUCGCUGUUUUCAAGUCCACCCAGCCAGCCCUGCCCACGGCCAGCUUGCUACCUUGUCUUCAUCUCUCGAUGCUGCAGAAACAUGAAGCCUCACGGGAUCAGCCCCUCGCCUGUCCCCAAGCAUCCCAGGGAGGGUCCCCUGCACCUCCCCUUGGACCUCGCUCUUCAGGUGUUCUUUACACAUCUCCGUCUGACAGCAGGUGACUCUGUGUCUCUCCUGCUUGGAAGAGCAGACGUGGGGUGUCCAUGCGAGUCCGGAGGCCCCUCCCCCAGUGUGCCUUCCUCUCCCCUCCACCUGGAGGCAUGAUGCCAGGCCCUUGUGCAGCCGGUGAGGGCUUCCGGAAGAGGGGAGGGCGCGGAAGAACUCGCUGUGCUGAGGCGAAAGCAGCCGUUCUGGUGGCGCAGGCGUGUUCAUGUCGCUGGCACCUUGUUCUGUUUCUGACGUCCUAGUAGUGCCCAGACCUUGGGCCUUGACCCACGAGAGAGCAAUGCUCUUUUCUCCAGGGCAGUUUCCCCCAAGCGGGGGCGUGUCUUCACACACCACUGUAGAAUCUCUGCUUUAUUAGGAGAAAGCAUGAAGAGAGGGAAGUGGACUGCAGGCUGAGCAUGUGUGUUUCCCUCCCUCCCUCGCUUCCCUCCCCCUCCCUCUCCUUACCCCGGGAGGACGCAGCAGAGCUGACCUGGAACCUCCCCUCCCCCCCGUAGCUGUUUCACCCUGAUAGAGGCUGAAUCGUGCCCGCUCCUUGCCCUGCCCAGGGCUCGUGGAGGGCUCGUGCCCACCAGCCACCUUGGUCCCACGCCCCCCUUCCUCCCCAGGUAACCUGGGUUUCCCCCUGGGGUCUUGCGUGCCAGCUCCGCGCAGGGGGCCUCUCCCCUGGGGUCUCGCGGGGCUGGUGUCUGGGAUCCCGUGGCGUGGUCCCUGUGUAGGUGUGUCUUGCUCUGUCCCCGGUCCCUUGGUGCCCUCCGGAUGUGGCCGCGUGUUCGUUGAGUCUCCCGUUGGCUUUCCACUGCCGACGGCUGGUUCUGGCUUGGAUGGGUGUCGGGGACCCGCUGGCGGGUCAGCUCAGAAGGAGCUGUUUGUCCUGUGCUGGGAGUUAGUAAGAUCUUGUUAAAAGAAAAAAGCCCAAGACCAGGAGUAAGGCUGGAGUCUCCACAGCCCGGGGCCACCCCGCCGCACCUGCGUGGCAUCUCGUAGCCGAGCUGGGCCUGAAGGUGGGCAGCAGCUGCUUCUAGGGACCCUUGGAGCAUGGCGGGUGGCCUCGUGCAAGCCCCGGCGCUUUAACCCUUCAUUGUCGUGCAGUCUCCCAUCUCCACACAGUGCCAAGCCCCGUGCCAGGACCAGCCGCUCGCUCUCGAGUGUGAGAACCUGGCUGGCUUGGCACCAUGGGCCCAGAGCAGACGACACUAAUCUACCUCAGCAGCCCCUGCGCCUCCCUGCCCCCGGUGGUGCACCUGGGUGCGAUGCCAGCGGGGGUGGUGGCGGGAGGAGGCCCCGUUCAUGGGUGGAGGGGGUCUCUGCUGCCUGUGCUCCAGAGAGUGAGUGAGGGGAAGGUUUUUACCCUCCAGGCUCUGAUAGCUGUGCUGUAAAUAAGCUAAGGAAGGGGCGGUUCUGGGGGAGUGGGGAGGGGCCGCUGUCUUCCGCUCUAGUCGGUCCUAGCCCAGCACGUGUUCCUGGCCACCAGUCCGAAGUGGUUGCUGAGAACCUGGCCUCCUCCUGUUCCCGGCAGAAUUUGCACAGCUGGAAGCCAAAUGAUACCUGUGCUCACUCUGGCCACUGUCCCACGGAUCUCCCGACGUCCUGGGACACUGGGCCGGGCACCCGGCGUAGGGGUGUGCGGGGUGCGCUUCUGGCUUCCUUUGGGCUCUUCAUUCUCAGUCCCCCUGGGCCUUUCCAAGUGGCAGAUGAGAAAAUGGCGGAGGCCAAGUGCCUGGCCUCCAGAAAGUGCAGAACGUAGCUCCAGACGGCAUAGGUGCUCCAGCUGCGCUGGUGGCUGGGCCUGGGUUUCUUGUUUCCGCCUAGGAGGGGAGUCGGGACCAGCUUCCUCCCCUUCCAAGGGUCUUGGUGUCCCAGGUGGCUGUGUCGUAUCUGCAGGAGGGCCGGGCCGGCCCUGCCCUGCUCCCCUCUCUGGGUCCCCUGGCCAGCGCUGCUGUGGACAGCAGCGUCGAGCCUGGCGGGCCCUGCACGGCGGGCGGGCGCCCUGUGCUCGGCGCUCCUGGUUCUUUUGGUGUCACAAGUGCCUUCCGUGGCCGCGGCCUUGCCUUGUGCUGUGUGGCAGGCUGCCAGCAGGCCCGGGCUGCCACCCUUCAGUGAAUAGGAAAGGGACACAGAUGGCCAACUCCACCUCGUGUCCUGACGCCCCUCCCAUGUGCGCACAGCCGGGGCGCAGCGGCUGCUCCCUUCCUUCUGUUUCUUGCCUGGCGGGGUGGUUAGGGAAGCCUGUGAGACGGCUCGCCCGCAGACACCUGUGCCUCAAGGGUACUAGUGCGCAUGCUCCCCGGCCUCUUCCGGCCUCCUCUCCCUUCCCCACCCUACUACAUCCUGGACUCCAUGCAGAAGGCACCCUGCGCUGACCUCUUCCCAUCCAUUCUGCCUCCUGUUCAACAAGCAGUGUGAACAAGGCGUGUGCUCUACUUCCCUAGUCCCUGUGUGAGCGAGUGGCCUGUGUGGCAGAGGGCCUGGGCCGUGGUGGACAGCCACGUCUCCCAAGCCAGGGUCACCUUGUGUGGGCAGUAGCUCCCCCCACCCCGGCCUUCCGGCCUGUGCAAUAACCCUCCGGCCAGUGGUCUUUCCCACGGGCCUGGCUGUCACCUGCGGUGCCCUGCAGUGGGGGAGGGGACGGGGGGGGGGAGUUGUCACCCUACACACAGGCCAGCCCCUUCCCUUGGUUGCUGCCAUUAUCCUGACCCUGGCUGGUUCUGUGGCCCUCUUGUAAAGCAUGUAGAAUCUUAGAAGUCUUAUGUUUUGUGUUUGUUAUUGUUUUAAAAUCGGUUGGAAAAGAAGAGAGCCAUCCACAGAUGGGAUGUCGGGUGGUGUCUAGGAGUGAGACUGGCCGUGAUGUCUGUGCGACACCAUCACUGAGAGCAUUCCAGAGUUCCUGGGAGAGGAGGAGGAGGAGGUUUUCCUGUCUCUCAACAGGACGGGCUGUGGGAGUGCCACCCCGGGCUGGUCACACCAGUGCAGUGCUGGAACUAAACCUCUCUGUUCAGAUCCUCUGUUUAAACUGGGUGGAGGCUGCCGGUGCCCUGAGCAACUCAUAAUGCAAAUGUACACAAAUUGUUUUCUUCUUUAGCCUGUUCUUGUUAUGGACCAAAUUUUAACAAGGAACUCAAGGAAAAUUUGUACCUGCCGUAUUUAUGCUUUCGUGUAAAAGGGUUGGGGGGAGGGGUGUCUUUUUACUUUCUGUGAACUUUUUUCAAAGUCCUUUUCCCACUUUCUGUCUGGUUUUAAAAACAAAUUACAGUUUUGUAUGGAUUUUUUAAAAUGUACAUUUUGAAAAAAAUGAUCAAAUAUUUUCUCAAAUACCUGAAUAAAAGGCAUAGAAUUAUCCGUC